UCGCGCUGUUUGAGCCUCUGAAGAUCUAUCUGCGCGCAGGAGGAGGAGCUGUCAAAGUUUGACUUUCUCGGAGAAGGAGAAACAAGUCUUUACUAACAGAACUACUCGUUUCAAGUCGUUUCAGUCGGAAUAUCGCGUCUUGUCGACAUGGAGUGACUCCUUCUCAUCAAGGAGCUUCGAGAAAAAAAGAAUAAAAAAAAAAAACCUAAAAGACACGAUGGCUGCUCGUUUUCUCCUCUGGAUCAGCCUCACCUCUCUGCUCUACUUGGACUGCCGUGUUCAGGCGGAAAAGAAAGUAUGCCAGGGUAUCACCAACCGUUUAAACCUUCUGGGUUCUAACGAAGACCACUACCUGAACAUGGUGAAGACUUACAGCAACUGCACCGUGGUCCUGGAGAACCUGGAGAUCACCUACAUGGAGGAGCAUCGCGACCUGUCCUUCCUCAGAUCUAUUGAAGAAGUGGGUGGUUACGUCCUGAUUGCACUCAACACGGCCUCCAGGAUUCCUCUGGACAACCUGCGCAUCAUUCGGGGUCACUCUCUUUAUGAAGGGGAGUUUGCGCUUGCUGUGCUCGCCAAUUACGACAAAGCUACUGGUCAGGGCACCACUGAGCUGCUUCUGCCCAGCCUGACAGAAAUUCUAAAGGGAGGUGUAAAGUUUGCGAACAACCAGCUGUGUAACGUGGAAACAAUACAGUGGGAUGAUCUUGUGAAUACUGAAACCACACCCAGCAUGGAGCGCCCACAGGCGAGCAGCAACCCACUUUGUCAGACGUGCCACUCGAGCUGCUUCAACGGUUCAUGUUGGGCACCAGGUCCACAAAACUGCCAAACAUUGACGAAGCUGAACUGUGCCCAGCAGUGCUCCAAGAGAUGCAAAGGACCUUCACCGAGUGACUGUUGCAAUGAGCACUGUGCAGCCGGGUGCACGGGGCCCAGACCCACAGACUGUCUGGCCUGUCGGGACUUCCAGGACGACGGGGUGUGUAAGGACUCCUGCCCAGGCCUCAUGCGCUACGAUCCCAACCUGCACCAGCUGGUACCUAACCCACACGGGAAGUACAACUAUGGGGCCACCUGUGUGAAAAGUUGCCCACAUAAUUAUGUUGUGACUGAUCAUGGAGCAUGUGUGCGGUCGUGCAGUGGUGACACUUACGAAGUGGAUGAAGGAGGAGUCAGGAAGUGUGCCAAAUGUGACGGACUGUGCACGAAAGUGUGCGACGGACUUGGGAUGGGAAACCUAACUCACACCUUGUCUAUCAAUGCCACCAACAUCGACUCCUUUAAAAACUGCACCAAAAUCAAUGGCAACGUUGCUAUCCUUAAGACGUCAUUUAAUGGGGAUACAUACACCAAAACACCAAAAAUGGACCCUGCUCAGCUCGACGUGUUUAAAACGGUGAAAGAAAUUACAGGGUAUCUGUGGAUUCAGACGUGGCCUGACACUAUGAGCUCACUCAGCCCCUUUGAGAAUCUGGAGAUCAUUCGAGGAAGAACGAAGCGGGGUAGCCGCAGUGUGGUCAUGAUCCAGCUCAAUAUCAACUACCUGGGCCUUCGAUCUCUUAAAGAAAUCAGUGAUGGAGACGUUGUGAUCAUCAAGAACCAGAACCUUUGCUACACAAACAAAAGCCUUUGGGAGAAGCUCUUCAAAUCAAAAAACCAAAUUGCAACAAUAGAAGAAAACGCUGAUGCUGCCACUUGUACGCUGAAGAACAACAUUUGUGACAGGAAGUGCACCUCAGACGGCUGCUGGGGUCCGGGCCCGGACAUGUGUUUCACCUGCCGGGACUACAGUCAUGGUGGGACCUGUGUCGACUCCUGCAACAUCCUGGAAGGAGAGCCACGGGAGGCAGUUGUGAAUAAAACCUGCGUGGAGUGUGACCCCGAGUGUCUGCGCAUGAACGGGACCGCGACCUGCAGGGCGCCUGGUUCGGGAAACUGUACAAAGUGUGCCAACUUCCAGGAUGGGCUGUUCUGCGUGUCCCGUUGCCCCCAAGGCGUGCUGGGAGAGGAUGACAGCCUGGUGUGGAAAUACGCAGACGAGAAGAAAGUGUGCCAACUGUGCCACAAAAACUGCACUCAGGGGUGCACAGGACCUGGUCUUGAAGGCUGUCACAAUAAAAGGUCUGCAGGUCUGCCCAUGAUUGCAGCUGGUGUAGUCGGUGGUCUUCUGGCGGUCCUGCUUGCAGGAGUUUUUGUCUUUCUGUUGCUUCGUCGACGGCACAUCAAGAGAAAAAGGACCAUGCGCAGACUGCUGCAAGAGAGGGAGCUCGUUGAGCCUCUCACUCCAAGCGGACAGGCACCAAACCAGGCUCUGCUGCGGAUCCUAAAAGAACCUGAGUUUAGGAAAAUAAAAGUGCUGGGAUCAGGAGCGUUUGGAACCGUUUACAAGGGUCUGUGGGUGCCGGAGGGAGAGGAUGUGAAGAUUCCGGUGGCCAUCAAGGUUUUGAGAGAAGCCACAUCACCAAAGGCCAACAAGGAGAUCUUGGAUGAAGCUUAUGUGAUGGCCAGUGUAGAACACCCUCACGUAUGCCGGCUGCUGGGCAUCUGUCUCACCUCGACAGUGCAGCUCAUAACCCAGCUGAUGCCGUACGGCUGCCUGCUCAACUACGUCAAAGAGAACAAGGACAACAUCGGCUCUCAGCACCUGCUCAACUGGUGUGUGCAAAUAGCCAAGGGAAUGAACUACUUGGAAGAGCGCCACUUGGUGCAUCGUGACUUGGCAGCCAGAAACGUCCUGGUGAAAACUCCUCAUCACGUCAAGAUCACUGAUUUUGGCUUGGCCAAACUCCUAAAUGCAGACGAGAAAGAAUACCAUGCAGAUGGAGGAAAGGUACCCAUAAAAUGGAUGGCUCUUGAAUCUAUCCUGAACCGAACUUACACCCAUCAGAGUGACGUGUGGAGCUAUGGUGUAACCGUCUGGGAGCUGAUGACGUUUGGGACCAAACCAUAUGAUGGGAUUCCAGCCAGUGAAAUAGCUGGUAUCCUGGAGAAAGGGGAGCGUCUGCCUCAGCCUCCAAUCUGUACCAUCGAUGUCUACAUGAUCAUGGUGAAAUGUUGGAUGAUCGACGCAGACAGCCGGCCUCGUUUUCGAGAACUGAUGGCAGAGUUUACUAAGAUGGCUCGAGAUCCACCUCGCUAUCUGGUCAUUCAGGGUGAUGACCGCAUGACCCUACCAAGUCCUACAGAUAACAAAUUCUACCGCAGCCUGAUCAGUGGGGAGGACUUGGAGGACGGUGUCGAUGCAGAUGAAUAUCUGAUGCCACAGCGAGGCUUCUUCAGCAGCCCGAGCACCUCCUACACACCACUGCUCCACUCUACGAGCCUGAACAGCAGCAUUGGAACCUGCCACAGCAGAAAUGGUUUACUGAACGGAGUCCCGAGCAGAGACGGAAGCAUUGUUCUCCGAUACAUUCCUGACCCCACAGAUAAACUAUUAGACGAGGCCUUCCAGCCUGCUCCAGACUACAUGAACCAGAACGGGAUCUCAGAAGUAGUUAAUCCUAACUACCAGCAUUCUUGUUUGCCUCGCACUCUUCUUCCCACCAUCUCGUCAGAUGAUACGGAAACAGAGUACCUGAACUGCUUUAAGAACGGGACUUGCGAGCCCGAAUAUCUGAACAAGCUCCCGUCCCCCACCACCUUCCCACUCACCUCCAAUGGAACAAUUCACAGCAGUCAGGCCUACCAGCCCCAGACCAGCAUAGACAACCCAGAUUACCAACAGGACUUCACUCCCACCUUUAAGACCCACACAAAUGGACACAUACCAGCUGCAGAGAACGCGGGGUAUCUGGGCCCAGACUGAGGACUUUGUGGGACAAGAGAAGAGUUUUUCUGUUCCAUUUAGAAAGAUACUUUCUAUAUCUGGAAACACAUUUUGAAGUGGUACCAUCACUUAUGCUGUGUUUUGGAGCCUCUCUUUGUUUUGUUACAAAGAAUUUUUCCUCUCUACAAAACUAAAAAAAAGACUUUUUACUAAAAAAAAAAGCAGGAUGAAGUGUAAGUUGAAUGUGUCCCUGUUGAUUCUAGAACUGACAGACUAGACACGAAACAAUAUUAUCCUCACCAGGAAGGGAAGAUCUCUAAAUUUUCUGCACAAAAUACUGUCUGAUACCCAAAUAUGCAAGUACAGGAAAGCUUAGUCAAUGAUUUAACCUCCUUCAUUAUGUAAGAGGGCACAACUUUGCUUUGUAGACCUGCUACUUCUAUAUUCAAACCGUUUCUUUCAAAGAUUAUUGUAGAGGA
Molecule: messenger RNA, 4248 nt
Organism: Nematolebias whitei (Rio pearlfish)
Lineage: Eukaryota; Metazoa; Chordata; Actinopteri; Cyprinodontiformes; Rivulidae
Gene: egfra
Product: epidermal growth factor receptor a (erythroblastic leukemia viral (v-erb-b) oncogene homolog, avian)
Exons: 28
Coding region: 218-3808 (1196 amino acids)
Biological process (GO): positive regulation of epithelial cell proliferation; cell surface receptor protein tyrosine kinase signaling pathway; protein phosphorylation
Cellular component (GO): basal plasma membrane; signaling receptor complex
Molecular function (GO): ATP binding; epidermal growth factor receptor activity; epidermal growth factor binding
Source: RefSeq, a predicted model, not a curated record